AUGGAUGAAGAUAAUAAGACAUUUUUCAGUGACUUCACCCUCACAGGGCUCUUCACUAACAAUAAAGCCUCUGGUUUCCUUUUCAGCAUCAUUUGUGCCAUCUUCUUCAUGGCCAUGAUAGCUAAUGGGGUCAUGAUCUUCCUGAUCCACAUGGACCCUCACCUCCACACCCCCAUGUACUUCCUGCUCAGCCACCUCUCUCUCAUUGACAUGAUGUACAUCUCCACCAUUGUUCCCAAGAUGCUGGUCGAUUAUCUCAGGGACAAGAGGACCAUUUCCUUCAUUGCCUGUACAGCCCAGUACUUCCUCUAUAUGGGCCUUGUAGGGGCUGAAUUUUUCCUGCUGGGACUCAUGGCCUAUGACCGAUACGUGGCCAUCUGCAAUCCCCUCCGCUAUUCUGCUCUCAUGAGCCCUCGGAUCUGUUGGAUAAUCUUGGCCACGUCCUAUACCAGGGUUCUCACCACAGUGCACCAGAUGAAGUCAGCAGAAGGGAAGAAGAAGGCCUUUGCCACCUGCUCCUCACACAUGAUGGUGGUGAUGUUGUUCUGUGGGGCCGCCCUGUACACAUACAUGCUUCCCCAAUCAUACCACACCCCAAUCAAAGACAAAGUCUUCUCUGCCUUCUACACUAUCCUCACUCCCUUGCUAAACCCUCUCAUCUAUAGCCUGAGAAACAGAGAUGUGACUGGGGCCUUUAGGAGGGUUUUGGCAAGAUGUCAAGGGCCCUGCGGUGGGACA
Vicugna pacos (alpaca) is the source of this 738-nucleotide messenger RNA. The record is from RefSeq and is a predicted model, not a curated record. NCBI's taxonomy places the organism in Eukaryota, Metazoa, Chordata, Mammalia, Artiodactyla, Camelidae.